UUUUCAGCUUCAUUGGACUGAUUAAGAACCCAUGGGAUGAGAGGGAGAGCCGGCCAUUUUCAUUCCGCCUCUAGCUUGGCAAUGGCCGCGAGGGUGUGGAGCGUGCGAGCGACCUGGUGCUUCACCUGAUCACCGUGCGUGCGUGCUGAAGCAUCUGAUGCGCUUGCGCAGUUGCGCUGCGCAGCAGGCCAGGAGCUGCUCACCGUUGUAUAAGAAGCGUAUCAGAAGCAGUAAAUAGCCCUCAAGUUCAGGGACAAGGUUCCGUUCCUCUGAUCUGCACCCAGACAUUCUGAGCUGGUAUUUGCAACUGGUACCUCUGUCUAUCGAAAAAAACUACAGAACGUCAGGAAUCGUCGAAAAUCGCGAGCUAGCAAUGGACAACCACCCGCUGCCCUACACCACCCAGCCAACGGCGACCGGCGCGGUGCCCGGAGCCCCAGUGCCAGGCGUUCCAGGGACACCGCCGGUGCCGCACCACCACCUGCUCCAGCAGCAGCAAGCCCAGCUGCAGGCGUUCUGGGCGUACCAGCGGCAGGAGGCGGAGCGCGCGUCGGCGUCGGACUUCAAGAACCACCAGCUGCCGCUGGCGCGGAUCAAGAAGAUAAUGAAGGCUGACGAGGACGUGCGCAUGAUCUCCGCGGAGGCGCCCGUGAUGUUCGCCAAGGCCUGCGAGCUCUUCAUCCUCGAGCUCACCAUCCGCUCCUGGCUCCAUGCCGAGGAGAACAAGCGCCGCACCCUGCAGCGCAACGACGUCGCCGCCGCCAUCGCACGCACCGACGUCUUCGACUUCCUCGUCGACAUUGUGCCAAGGGAGGAGGCCAAGGAGGAGCCGGGCAGUGCAGCCCUCGGGUUCGCCUCUGCCGGAGGGGUCGGCGCCGGGGGCCAAGCGGCCGGGCUGCCGUACUACUAUCCGCCGAUGGGGCAGCCGGCGGCCCCGAUGAUGCCGGCCUGGCAUGUUCCGGCAUGGGACCCGGCGUGGCAGCAGGGAGGGGCGGAUGUAGAUCAGGGCGCCGGGAGCUUCGGCGAGGAAGGGCAAGGGUUUACGGCGGGUCAUGGUGGUUCAGCUGGCUUCCCUCCGGGGCCUCCGAGCUCCGAGUGAUCGCUGCAAGGCCGUAGCUAGUCUUGAGCUGUACCCGGUGUGGCACUCUUUGGAUACUGUACGCUGUUUACCAUGGCACACAGGGGGGAAAUAGACGCGAAGUGAUGUGUAACUUUGUAACAAUUUGUAAAUUAUUAUAUUCCAUAAGAAGAGAAAGUAUCACGUGUCUCCUUACACUAAA
Messenger RNA from Lolium perenne, 1280 nucleotides. The record is from RefSeq and is a predicted model, not a curated record. Lineage: Eukaryota; Viridiplantae; Streptophyta; Magnoliopsida; Poales; Poaceae.